Gryllus bimaculatus (two-spotted cricket) is the source of this 897-nucleotide messenger RNA. The record is from the annotation of a GenBank genome assembly. NCBI's taxonomy places the organism in Eukaryota, Metazoa, Arthropoda, Insecta, Orthoptera, Gryllidae.
UAUCUGUCGGAUUAGUAUUUGUAACUUUAUCAGGCACCGGUGAAACAGACCCUUCGUCUGAUAAAUGGGUCGUGAACUGUUCAGUCACAUUUCAAAUGUUUAUUCGAAAUAAAUUAUGUAAAAAAACAUUCAGAUUUAUGACGAUUUUCACUUGUCCAAUAAGCUUUGCGCAACGUAUUUGGUAUAAUUUUUCUAACAAAUGGCAUGUUUGUCAGAGUUAUUAAACAGUCCAGCUUCGCUACAGCAACCCAUGUUUAUCAAAACUUAAGUAACAGUUCAAAGUGCAAGGCUAUCUCAGAAAUUUCGAAGAACAAAUCUACGAAAAGGAGUGUCAACGUGGAAGAUUCAGCUCUCAAAAUGUGCACGCUGGAGCGAAAAAUUAUUAGCACUCCUAAUGCACCGCAGCCCGUCGCACCUUACCAUCAGGCUGUUCAAGUGGGACACACUUUGUAUUUGUCAGGCGUACUGGGGCUCGACAAAGAUACCAAUAAGUUGAUUAAUGGUGAUACAGCUGCAGAAGCAGAGAAAGCAUUAACAAAUAUGGGCCACAUUUUAGAAGCUGCAUCAACAUCAUUUCAAAAUGAACACAAACAUUUAACAUCAACAUAUUUUCUAGUGGUCAAGACUACAAUUUUUUUGGCUGAUAUUGCUGAUUUUGCUGCAGUAAAUGAAGUGUAUAAAAAAUUUUUCAAGGAGCCCUUUCCUGCACGUUCAGCAUUUCAAGUAGGAAAGUUACCCUUGGAUGCAAAAGUGGAAAUUGAAGCAAUCGCAGUUGUGGGGACUAUUAAGAAUGUCUUAUAGCCCAAAAUAUGAAAAUUAAACAUUUAGAGAGUUCAAUUUUUGUAAUGCAGAUUUUGAAUCAAUAAAUGAAAAGCAUUUUCAGACCUUUCAGUUUUU